Molecule: messenger RNA, 2519 nt
Organism: Austrofundulus limnaeus
Lineage: Eukaryota; Metazoa; Chordata; Actinopteri; Cyprinodontiformes; Rivulidae
Gene: fosl1a
Product: FOS like 1, AP-1 transcription factor subunit a
Exons: 4
Coding region: 478-1497 (339 amino acids)
Biological process (GO): regulation of transcription by RNA polymerase II
Cellular component (GO): nucleus
Molecular function (GO): RNA polymerase II cis-regulatory region sequence-specific DNA binding; DNA-binding transcription factor activity, RNA polymerase II-specific
Source: RefSeq, a predicted model, not a curated record
AAUGUUUUCGGUGAAGGCGCACCGAGGAAUCCCGGGUGUGACUCUUAGGAGGAAACUCGCCAUAUAUGGGCAAUGACGUCACCUCCACGUGCUGCUUUUCGUGAGAGAUUCCAGACAACAGCAUUUCCCGUAACUACAGAGGGGCGUGGCGGACCAACAGUCUCCCUUUAAGAGUUUACAACCUGAAAAUUACUUCCAGACUUCCGAUUUCACGUGAGUGACUAAGGAGCGAGAGGUGAAGCGAAAACAAUUUUUGGAGGUCUGAGGUUUAUCCGAGGAGAAAGUAAAACGGUGUAGUCUUCCUCGCGCCCCUUCCAGACGAAAACGCUUGGACUCUACCGAAUUACGGCAACACCGGUGGGCUUGUCCCGGAGUUUGAACUGACGCAUGCGACUCAUCCCGAAAGUAAGCUCUGAUAUACAGGAAUAAAUAGGACCAGAAGUUGGACUCAGUUUUCUUUUAACCGGAGCUGAAAGGAUGUAUCGAAACUUUGGGAAUCAAGGAAGAGGGAACCCUCCUUACAACGGGUCCGGUUCUGGAUCCCUGGGAAACACCGGUACUCCGACCACACAGCAGGAGCAGAAAUUCACAAUGGCGGGCAGCAGUCAGUUCGUUCCAAGCCUUAACGCCAUCACAACAAACCAGGACCUCCAGUGGUUGGUUCAGCCGGCCCUCAUGCACCCUCCAGGCCCAUCCCGAUCCCCCGUACCCCCUUACCCGGCCCACCUGGGGGUACGUCCACUGGGUCCAUCACCUUCCCAGUCCCAUAUCCUUAGACCCGGGGUGAUACGAGCUGCUUCAAACACUCCACCUUCCGCGAGGCGCAGGAACGAUGAACAGCUAUCUGCAGAGGAGCUGGAAAGACGCAGAAUAAGACGGGAGAGGAACAAGCUGGCAGCAGCAAAGUGUCGCAACCGUCGCCGAGAGCUGACGGACACGUUACAGACCGAGACCGACGAGCUGGAGGAUGAAAAGUCACGUUUGCAGAAGGAAAUAGCCGAACUGCAAAAGGAGAAGGAGAAGCUGGAGCUGGUCCUGGAAGCCCACCGUCCCAUUUGUAAAAUAGAGGACUCUGAUUCGGAUUCUGACCCACAUCCAUCUAUUUCAUCCUUGGGAGCCAUCAAAUUAGAACCAGAGGAAUCCAGCCCACCUGGACCCUCAACCAGACCACCAGUGAAGAUGGAGAAACCCAAACCGAGGAUAACCAUCCCCACCAGGCCCGUUACAUCACCCUUCUCUCUGGCCAUCUCUGAAUCCGAGUCGCUCCACACCCCGGUCCUCACCUCCACGCCGUCCCUCCUCUCCUUCACCACAGCUGGUCUGGUUUUCACCUACCCGUCUGCGUCCUCGGACCCCGGCUCCUCCGUCACGCCUCAUGGCACCUCCCACCAGCAGGCCCAGGCCCCACAGCCCUGCGGGAUCGCUCACCGCCGCAGCAGCAGCAGCGGCGACCAGUCGGAUCACUCCCUGCACUCCCCGACCAUCCUCACGCUGUGAUGGCUGCGCGGAACACUAACGCUCAUUUUCAGGCCAAACAACAGAGCGACACCGAGGGUCUCUGGGAAAUGGUAAUUUAUAAAAUAGGCAUUUCAAGAUGAUCGGUUGCUUCGUUUAAAAGCUACUCAUUGCAAAGUGUGAAUUCAGACAUUACAAAGAUUUUCCUGAACUAUAAGUGCUGCAGUCUGAAACUCCAAAUAUUUUAAUACGCUCGUCUGAAAUGCGGGUAGGCACUCAAAGUAAACAAAGCACUUGACUGAAUCUAAACGCCACAUGGAAGCUUCAUGUGACUGACCUACAUUAGGCUGAGGUUUAGAGGGAAUAAAUACAGAAUCAGACAAAACAGCACCAUUGUUGAGCUAUUUGAAGACACUAUGGCUGUGUCCAUAAAUAAACAAAUCUACGUGGCAGACAGUUGUUUGCAAACUAUGUUCAAGAACACACUAUUAUUAAAAAAAUGUGUGGAUUUUUUUUUGUUUUUCUUUGUAUUUUCUUCAUGACAUUACAAUGUGUACCUUUAAUCUCAGAAGGCAGUUGAUUCUUUUUCUUUGAUGACAGGAAAAUCUGUGGCAUUAUCAAGAUGUUACACUCUUUAGUUUUUUUAUAUAAAGUUCAUAUAUUUCUAGUUUUGAAAGCUAUAAGAUGACAUGAAUGUAUAUUUGAGUUGUUUGUAUUACUACCUGCAGAAAAAAACAUGAUAAAUAAUAACGUAGUUAUUUCUAAGAAGAAAAAGAACUACAAAUUUCAGCAUCAAGCAAUUUUUAUGAUAAUGUUUAACACUUGUCUAAAGUCCUCAGCAAGGAAUAAAGUACUCAAAACUAAAAUAUCUUUAUUGUUUUGUUUGAAUUUAUAACUUAGGCUGGACCGUAGAAAAUAGAGAUUAUAUAAUAACCUAUUUAUUUUAUUAAAGAGUGCAAUAUAUUUUUUGACAAUGUUUGAAUUUCCUGCAUAUGUGGGCAGUGCCUUAUUUUUAUAUUUUGUGAAAAAAAAGUACUAAUUCAAUAAAUAAAUACAAUACUUUG